Morone saxatilis (striped sea-bass) is the source of this 1505-nucleotide messenger RNA. It is a transcript of the gene pus7, whose product is annotated as pseudouridine synthase 7. NCBI's taxonomy places the organism in Eukaryota, Metazoa, Chordata, Actinopteri, Moronidae. Gene Ontology annotation, molecular function: RNA binding; pseudouridine synthase activity. The record is from RefSeq and is a predicted model, not a curated record. Gene Ontology annotation, biological process: pseudouridine synthesis. Gene Ontology annotation, cellular component: nucleus.
ACACACACACACACACACGUGUGGGAAAAGCUGGCGUUCAAUGCUGUCCGCUCUCUCCUGAAUAUCACCAAACUUAGUGUCUGCGUCAAGAUCGGGUCCGUAAAGACGUGAAAGUGUUUGGCAGCAGCUGGGAGACAAGAAGUGUGUCUCAGGUCCACAACUGUCUCCUGCUAUCUCUGCUCCACAAACACUUGGCUCUGAUGGCUGACUCAGAGCCUGUCCCCGCCCAGGUAGGAGAAAAGAGAGGCUGUCCAGAGGAUAAAGAGGAAGACACACCGUCAAAGAAACCCAGAGUUGAGAAGGAUCACAAGAAUGGAGGCCCUCCCCACAAAGAUGAGGAGGAAGAGCCUGAGUGCGAGGCAGGGGACGGAGAGGAGGAUGGUGAGACCUUUGCUGAUAUGAUGAAGCAUGGCCUCACUGAGUUGGAUGUGGGCAUCCUGAAGUAUGUCAGUGACCAUAAGGGCUUCUCAGGAAUCUUGAAGGAAAGAUAUUCAGAUUUCGUGGUGCACGAAAUCAACAAGCAAGGCAAGAUAGUGCAUUUAGAUGACCUCUCUAUCCCUGCAGAGGUUGCAGAGGAAGUCCCAGAGCCUGAAGAGCCGCCACAGGAAUCUGAUGUGCUGACUGAAGAGCAGAAAAAGCAGCUUGGGGAGCUACAGCUCUUCAAGAAUAAAGAGGACAAUGUAUCUAUUGAGGUGAUGGAUGACACAAAAGAGAAGCGGACGCUGGUCCACAAAGCCAUCAAGACUCAGUUUCCUGGUCUGGAGACAAAAACAGAAGAGAAGGAUGGACGCAAGUUCAUAGUGGCUUACCAUGCUGCUGGGAAGAAAGCUCUGGCAGCUCCAAGGAAACACUUCUGGCCCAAAAACCGCGGCAGUUUCUGCCACUUUGUCCUAUACAAGGAGAACAAGGACACCAUGGACGCUAUCAAUGUGCUUUCAAAGUUCCUCAGGCUGAGACCCAACAUGUUUUCAUACAUGGGAACCAAGGACAAGAGAGCCAUCACUGUGCAGGAGAUUGCAGUGCUGAAGAUCACAGCAGAGAGGUUGGCUCAUCUCAACAAGUGCCUCAUGAACCUCAAACUUGGAAACUUUUGCUACAAAAACCACCCUCUAAAGCUGGGGGAGCUGCAGGGAAACCACUUCACUGUGGUCAUCAGGAACAUCUCAGGGACAGAUGAGCAGGUCCAUCAGGCCUUGACAUCCCUCAAGCAGACAGGCUUCAUCAACUACUAUGGCAUGCAGCGCUUUGGCACCACGGCUGUGCCUACGCAGCAAGUUGGCAGGGCUAUCCUGAGAAAUGACUGGAAAGAGGUGGUGGAUUUAAUUCUGAAGCCUCGCCCCGGAGCGGAGAAAGAAUUCCUGGUCCGCUGCAGAGAAGAGUGGGCAAAGACUCAGGACCCAGAGGCAGCCCUGAAAAAGCUGCCCAACAAGCGCUGUGUGGAGGGGCAGCUGCUCCGAGGUCUGUCUAUGUAUGGCAAGAAGAACAUCGUCACUGCUUUUGGACUG